AUGGUCGGGAUAUUCGUAUAUCGAGCUUUUGCCGACAACAAUGACCACGAACAACUCACCUUCAUCGUCGGAGGGUAUCUCUGGCAAGAAGAGCCUAGAAAAGGGCUUGAGUAUGGGAUCAAGCUUGUCGCUGCUUACGAUGAAGAAAGCAGAACAAAUGUUGACAAAAGAGUUACGGGAAGCCAGCUCAUGUUCAAUGUUGGCAAGAAGCUAGCCCCAGACAGUGAUGUGUGA
Messenger RNA from Bursaphelenchus xylophilus (pine wood nematode), 234 nucleotides. Lineage: Eukaryota; Metazoa; Nematoda; Chromadorea; Rhabditida; Aphelenchoididae. The record is from the annotation of a GenBank genome assembly.